This is a messenger RNA of Phytophthora infestans T30-4, 843 nucleotides long. RefSeq lists its product as uncharacterized. The transcript has 2 exons. Gene Ontology annotation, molecular function: protein binding. The record is from RefSeq and is a predicted model, not a curated record. The coding region runs from base 1 to 843 and encodes 280 amino acids. NCBI's taxonomy places the organism in Eukaryota, Oomycota, Peronosporomycetes, Peronosporales, Peronosporaceae.
AUGGGGAAGAACAAGCUCAAGCAGCAGCUCAAGCGCCAGCAGCGCGAUGUCUUCCCAUCAACAUCUACAUCAUCUUUCACUGCUGCUACCGAAAAUUCACGGUCGAAGAAGAAGCAGAAGACCGAGAAAUCGACUGGACAGACCGAGACCGAAGUAGAGAUUGACACGCUGAGCUUCGACGACGCGUUCUCGGCCGGUUUGGCCUUCGAGCAGCUUGAAUCAUACGACGGCGCCUUGGCAGCGCUCCAGCAAGCUGUAAAGUGCCAGCCAACGCACGUGGGGGCUCUUACGCACCUCGCAGACGUCUAUUCUGCUGCCGGACAGUCGGACGAAGCACUCAAGUGUUACGUCCAAGCUAGCGAGCUGGGAGACGGUAAGAACGACGCGUCAGUCUGGUUCCGAUUGGGUUUGGCCCAUGCGGCAUUGGACCAGCAACUUAAAGCGACAAAAGCAUACAGAACGUCCAUGAAAAUUACUGCUACAGCACUGGAAUCCUCAAAAGCCGAUGAGGACAUUGAGGAGCUCAAGAAAGCAUACAACGUCACGCUGGCGGCACUUGCCGAAGCGUUCGGUGAGCUUGGCGAUCUGGACGCCGCAGUUGCGGUGUUUGAAGAUGCUGCCGCUAAGUUCCCGGACAACGCGAACAUGCAUUACAAUCUGGCCAAUAUGCGCAUGGCAAGGAGUGGCAGCUCAGGAGACAGGACGUUGGAUAAGCAGGUGCCAGAUCGAGUUCGUGAGCUCAAGACAAAGGCUGAAGAGCUCCAGAAAUCCGAGAGUGAUGAACAAAAUAAUGAGGAAGAUAGUGAAGAGGAAGAAGAGAACGAAGACGAGAGUGACCAAUAA